Molecule: messenger RNA, 1285 nt
Organism: Leptomonas pyrrhocoris
Lineage: Eukaryota; Euglenozoa; Kinetoplastea; Trypanosomatida; Trypanosomatidae
Exons: 1
Coding region: 14-1285 (423 amino acids)
Source: RefSeq, a predicted model, not a curated record
AGGGAACCCUUCGAUGAGCUCCUCGUGCACGCUGCACAUCGCGGUCGAUGCCGACUUAUCGGUCGCCUUUGACGACCUCGUAGCGGCCGCGGCGUCGCCCUCAAACUCCAUCCUUUUCUCCCGCCUUCCACCGCGCACGCAGGUGCAUGCGGUGCGCUGCGUGAACGCUGUGGCCCAAACCGUCGUGCUGACCCUUGAAGCAACAGCGCAUUCGGAAGACGACGCAGGUGCAAAGCUUGCCAAGGCGAGUGCGCCGCAGCUGGACGAGUGCAUCUACGCGGUGCUGAUGCUUGACGUUCAGCAGGUGCCGCCCUUGAUGUCUACCUCGACUGCCCACCGCAGUCCGCCGCACCCCAGCGGUGCCGGCCCCCUUGGCUGGUACCUGGAUGCGGUGGUGGACGGCGUGCAACAGGAGAGGAGGAGGAAGAGCGAGGCCAGUGGCCAACACGACGCCUCGUCAGCAUCGGAGCUGCACGAUGCACGACAUCACACUUCGCCGCUGGCAUCAACAUCGGCAGCGUACGACGUUGCGGUGCAUCUGUCGCUCAUUGUCGUGCCCAACGCGGUGGCCUCGCUGGACGGGUUGAACAGCACAAACGUUAACAUUACUGCAAAGGAGGCGGCAACGCUGGCCAGUGCCGCGGCGGCGUGGAGCGCAGCGCGACGACUCCUGUUAGCUGAGGGAGCAUCGAUUGAAAAAGGAAUUGGGCAGCAAGAAAGAAGAGAGGAAAACGAAGAAGGAGGAAGGGUCGCCGCUGUAAAGGGUGAGAAGACCGUUACGUGUCCGGUGACGCUGGGCUUGUGUGCCACAGCCGGGCAGCCGCAGCACGCGAUGCAGAUGGUAGCCGCGCUGGGCAACAAAAUCUUAAAGAACUGGUGGUCAGCCGCCACGGAAGUAGCAGCAACAGCAUCACCCACAAGUGCUGCCGACUCAGAAAUGCUGUCCGCCACCGACUUCAAGUCGAUUCGCCCUGACACACAGCGCAAAUGCAUCCCCACCGACUUCCAUGCCCUGUACACGAGCAUGCUGACGGAGGUGUCCUCCUUCUCUGAGCGAAAGACCAUGGCAGCGGUUACGGCGUUUCCCACGAUGUGCCACUUGCUGGAGUACGUGGACAGCGUGGCCGCGCCGGAUGCGACGAAGCAGCCGAAUGCGGCACGGCCGGCCGCGGUGACGGUGCCGGCGCAGGCGGUGUACAGCACGAAUUACGGGGAGCAGCGCUCGUGGAAUGUGCUGAGCGACUCCAUCGUCGAGGCGCUUGCGACGGAGUUCCAACGCUCGUAG